Molecule: messenger RNA, 924 nt
Organism: Cylindrotheca closterium
Lineage: Eukaryota; Bacillariophyta; Bacillariophyceae; Bacillariales; Bacillariaceae
Source: the annotation of a GenBank genome assembly
AUGGGUGUGGUAUGUUGGUCAGCCUACAAACUGACAAUCUUUAUCCAAGUGGUGGAUGACGACCAACGAGGAGGACGACGACCAGCAAUCACGUCAGAUCCAACAGCCUUCAAUCAAUCUGAAUGGAAGGUGAAAAGUGGUAGCACUGCUGCUAUUGAUCCAAAGGAUCAGCCUAUAUGCUUUGUUUCGUGCGGAUAUUCUGAUACCGCUGCGCAAUUGGACCCCUUGAGUGAUGUUCACGACCGGUAUCCGGAUUUCAAAUUUUUCAUAUUCACCAAUCUAAAGGAUCAAGAAUGGGAGACUCCUGGCUGGGAAAAGAUUAUCACGGAUUUCACAUUUCGACGACGAAUAACACACUCACGGUACGGCAAGUUUCUGGCAUGGAAGUACGACAAGAUUCGGAACCAUUGCCGGGUCGUCUAUUUUAUGGAUCCAGUGCUAGAACCUAGAGCGAAUGAGACAACCUUUGUAGAGCUUGCAGAGAUGAUUGAAGCGUAUGAGCCUGGAUUUAUGCAAUUCCGACAUCCAAGAAAACGAAAGAGCCUGAUGCAGGAGUUCGAAGGCAUUGCCAUGGCCAAGAAGGACUACGCCGCGAAUAUUGAAAAGUCGAUCAACUGGAUGAAAGCUCAGCCAGAUUUCAAUGAUACGACAAACAUAUUCUUGAACCAAUGCAUCGGUUACAAUCCUCGGUCGAAAAUAUUUCAAGAAAUUACGACUUCCAUGUGGAGCAGAUAUUCCUUGGAAUUGGAUUCCUGGAGAGAUCAACCCUUGUGGGCGUUCAUGCUACGUCGUCAUAAAGUGGCUCCCAAAGUAUUCCCCAUUUCAUGGUGGAAGCUAUUCAAGAAGAAGCCUCCAAACGAACAUGGGCACAACAAUCACGAAUACCAAUCCGAAGAAGAUGUCAGAAGUCACAAUGUCUUCUGA